ACGACAAACCGAGAUUUAAAAAACGCCCACAUUUUCACUUUCAACUCUUUUAUUACAUUGCAUAAAUUUCAACACUCUUCUCAGAUUGCCCACCGAAAAAGCCUUUCACCAUGGUUUCUAGCCGUUUCGUGUCGCUCUUUCUCUGUUUCCUCUGUUUUGAGAUCUCUGUUUCCUCCAUUCGGUUGCCUGGUGUGGACCAAGAAGCCAAGGCCACCCAUGGAUCGGGGCUUGGGUUGAACAAAGGAGUCUGUUCAGUGAAAUUUGAUCCCACACGGGUCACUCAGCUCUCAUGGAAUCCCAGGGCUUUUCUGUACAAGGGAUUCUUGAAGGAGGAAGAAUGCGACCAUGUGAUAGCUCUGGCCAAGGACAAGCUGGAGAAGUCUAUGGUGGCAGAUAAUGAGUCUGGUAAAAGUAUAAUGAGUGAAGUCAGAACGAGUUCUGGAAUGUUUCUGAACAAGGCACAGGAUGAAACAGUUGCUGAUAUUGAAUGCCGAGUUUCUGCAUGGACAUUCCUUCCUGUAGAGAAUGGUGAGUCAAUGCAAGUAUUGCACUAUGAGAAUGGUGAGAAGUAUGAACCACACUUUGAUUACUUCCAUGACAAAGCUAAUCAAAUUAUGGGUGGCCAUCGGAUUGCUACUGUAUUGAUGUAUCUGUCUAAUGUUGAGAAGGGUGGGGAAACAAUUUUUCCCAAUUCUGAGGGAAAGUUGUUUCAGCCAAAAGAUGAUACCUGGUCCGAAUGUGCUCACAAAGGAUAUGCAGUAAAACCUCGUAAGGGUGAUGCCUUGUUGUUCUUCAGUCUUAAUCUUGAUGCAACUACUGAUAGCAAUAGCUUGCAUGGAAGCUGUCCAGUCAUUGAGGGUGAAAAGUGGUCUGCAACCAAGUGGAUUCACGUUAGUGACUUUGAAAAACCUGUGAGAUCACUUGAGAGUACUGGAGACUGUGUUGAUGAGAACGAGAAUUGCUAUAGGUGGGCUAAAGUAGGUGAAUGUGAGAAGAAUCCACUUUAUAUGGUUGGAGGUGAAGGAGUCAAAGGAAAGUGCAUGAAGAGUUGCAAUGUCUGCUCUUCUUAAAGAGUCUGUUACCUUUUCUUCUUUGCACUUAAAUGCAUGUAGAAACAUACUACAUUGUGAAAUAUAAUGUAUAUAUAUAUAUAUAACAUUCAUUUUGUUGUGAACUAUAA
Molecule: messenger RNA, 1180 nt
Organism: Vigna umbellata (rice bean)
Lineage: Eukaryota; Viridiplantae; Streptophyta; Magnoliopsida; Fabales; Fabaceae
Source: RefSeq, a predicted model, not a curated record